CUCUGGGUAACUAAAAUUCUCUGGUUUUGAUUCUCUGGGUAACUGAAAAUCUCUGGUUUUUGUUCUCUGGGUAACUGAAACUCUCUGGUUUUGACUUUCUGGGUUAUUAGAAAUCCCUGGGUUCUGAUUUUAUGUGUAAAUUGAAACCCCUGGUUUUGAUUCUAUGUGUAAGUGGAAUAGCCCUUUUCUGGAACAUAAGAGUAGGGUAGAUGAGCUCUUUUUUUAACCCUAUUGGUAGUGAGAUCAUAGUCUUCUUGAAACAUAUGGGUUAUUUACUGUGUAAGUACAGUAUAAAUACUGGAGCUUAAGCUCAGGGUAUUGGGAUCACUUCUGAGAAUUCUCAUCGGUGUGGAUCACGUGUGGUGGAAUGGAACAAUAAAGCUGGACCCUUGCUUCUUCUCACUCACGGCUGGUGUAUUUUUUCUAUCUCCAACUGGGCUCAGAGGUAGAUCAUGACAUCGACCUGAAGCACACCUCCAAAUCAACAACAAAAUGGCUUCAAAGUUUUGGAAUAGCCCAGCCAGAGUGCAGACCUAAAUACAAUCAAGACUCUGUGAGGUGACCUGAAGAGGGCUGUGCACAGGUGAUGUGCCAAACUGAUAAAGUUUAGGUUUUCCUGCUUGACUUGGCCGGUCAUGCAUAGCAAGAUGCUGAGGACACUGUCUGUGGCUUUGGCAAGCACUGCGGAUUUACUGAGUCCAGUGAAAACUUCGUAACUUCCCACAUUCCUCGUCAGUCCCUUAGAUCCACAGAUUGGGAAAAGGUCUUGUGCUGGACAUUUCUGUAUUGAUGAGCCAUAGCAGGGACCAAGUCUUGAGCCCGCCCAUGCACAUGUGGUCCCAGCAUGAGUCAAGGGAGAAAAUGAGGGCAGCAGUGUGUGUUCUAUCCAUUGGACCUGGAACAGAAUAAACAGCAAUUUGCUAAGCAUUUGCCGUGUGCAGUCUGUUCACUGCAGAAAAGCAGCCAAAAGACCCUACUCUGGUGCCUCUCUCAGGCCGUGCCUGCUGCCCAGAACAGCGCUCUCACUGUCCACAUCACUACAGAUGUUUUUCUAUCAUUUUCAUUAAGACAAAGCCAUUUGGAAAGGUUUCAUGCGAACUAAUUGACCUAACAGAAAGGCAUAACUCUCAGUGGAACAUAUCAGUGGAACACACAGCAAAAUUUUUGGUGACCUAUACCACAUGCCUCCAGCUUUGCAACAAUGUCAGAGAUAAAUCUUUUGGGUCAUGUGGGCUGUGUCGCUCUGUACUGUGUCCUGUCUCUGGUCAUGCCGGCAAUCCUGCGUGCAGAGUUCACUCUGGCCAGCGUAAGUGAGCACCACAUUAUCAUCUGUACAUGCAUGCAGGACCUGGUAGCCUGCAGCAUUAUCAACUCCAGUGAGUGUGUUUGUCACAACCACCCAUUCUCCAUGUUGGAGCACAACACCGGCCCCAGCACAGUGACUUACAAGCGUCUGACAGUGUGGUACACCUCACCACUCAACGUCGCACGCCUGCUGAACAACUCAGAGGUCCGCCACCUGGCACUGGCCAAGUGCAACUCAGCAAGAGGUACUUCGCUAGCUGUUCACUACUUCACAGUGAGGAGGCUGGAGAGGCUCUAUGUCUCAUACCCAUUUUGGAUGCCUGGGCAGAACCAUGAUAUUGUGCUGGGUAGAGAUGUGGGCAUGCCUUACCAUGAGGAGCCAAGGAUAGCUGUCAUUCACACGGAUGUGUUGGUGGGGAAGGAUGAGUUGAAAGCAUACACAAUGAAAACCAUGGUGGACAGCAAUGGCAUGUCUCCAUUCCCUGAAAUGUUUAUGCGGAUGGAUGAGCUUCCAGAUAUGUCCAGCAUAUUUGUAUCUUUCUUGUACUAAGUGGCAUUUGAAUGCAAAGUUUCUUAGAUGUGUCUUUCCUCCCUUAAAAUUUUUUUUUUUUUAUACCUUUCCUGAGGAAAUAUGAAAGAUUAUGGAUUCUUUGGUUUGUUUCAUCUGGGGGACUCUUAAAAGUGAACUAAGAACUA
Molecule: messenger RNA, 2001 nt
Organism: Ictalurus punctatus (channel catfish)
Lineage: Eukaryota; Metazoa; Chordata; Actinopteri; Siluriformes; Ictaluridae
Exons: 5
Coding region: 1202-1855 (217 amino acids)
Source: RefSeq, a predicted model, not a curated record